UUACACUCUGGACGUUGAUAAGAACACUGUUAAAUUUUUGUAUUAUUGUUUUUUUUUGUUUGUCACCAACGGCCGUUCGGUUACGCCGUUUUCGAAGUUUAGAACUGAAAAAAAAAGCCCAACAAUCGUUAUGCAACACUCGUUCGGUUUGUGACACGAGAAGUUGUCCGUUUGUCCAAGUCGCCGGUCAUUGUAUGAACCUGAGAGGAAGUCUCGAGUCGCUGAUACGACGUCUUUGAAAACCUACCAAACUUGAAGAUAUCGUUCCAAAGUCUAAAUCGACAUUAUGAUGUCUCCUCCGGUCCAGCGAUUUGCCAAGUUCAAGCCAAGGAAGCCAUUACGCUCGCACUUGGCACGAGACUGACAUCGAUCAGGCCCCGCCAGGCCGUCGAUAUUCAAAUCGUUUCUUGCCAUCGACAUUUGCCAUUACUGAUAAUGCUCUAGAAUGAUAUUAUUAUGCAUUAUACCAGUAUUGUUGAAUUUAUCAUUUGUUUUCGGGUAUCCAAAUUUAAUAUACACGACCAAGAAGGAUAUCCGUACGGCUAAUAUGUCUAAAAUUAAUAAUAAAAUAAAUAUUAUUGUUAAUGACUUAUCAGAAGGUGUUGCAAUUGAUUUCUAUUACAAAGGUUCGCUGAUUUGUUGGACAGAUCAUGGACAAGAAUCUAUCCAAUGUGUUACUUUCAAUGGAACUCACGUUAAUAACAGGGUAGCAAUUUUAAAUUCUGGUAUCCUAACACCUGACGGGUUAGCUAUUGAUUGGUUGACUAAAAAAAUAUAUUGGUCCGAUGGAGAUACAAAUAAAAUUGAAGUAGCAUCCUUAGAUGGUAAACUUCGUAAGGUGCUAUACUGGGAAGAUAUCGACCAACCUCGUUCUAUAGCUUUAGUUCCUAUGGAUGGCAUAAUGUUUUGGACUGAUUGGGGAGAAGUACCCAAAAUCGAACGAGCCGGAAUGAAUGGCGAUUUGUCGACACGCAAAGUGAUAGUUAGUGAUAACAAGAUAUUUUGGCCAAAUGGAUUGACAAUAGACUUCCAAAACCGACAGGUCUACUGGGUCGAUGGAAAACUUGGAUUUAUCGAUGUGAUGGACUUUGACGGGAGAAACAGAAAGACUAUUCUUGAGAAAGGCAUACCGUAUCCGUUUGGUAUUGCUUUGUAUCAAGAUAAACUAUAUUGGACGGACUGGAACACAUGGUCGAUUAAUGUAGCUGAUCGUAAGGGAGGAGGCAGCCGUGAAUUAAUCCAUAGCAAUUUAGCGCCGAUGGAUAUUAGAGUUUGGGAUCCUGUACGACAGCCAGACAAACUUACUCCGUGCGAUAAAAACAAUGGUGGAUGUUCAGACUUGUGUCUGUUAGCGCCCAGUUCUCCUGGAUACUCGUGCGCUUGUCCUACAGGAAUCAAACUUGUUGAUCAUCACAACUGUGACGAUGGUGUUCAAGAAUUGCUCUUAGUUGUUCAAAAAACUGAAAUUGGCCAAAUAUCAUUAGACUCUCCAGAUCAUUCAAUAAUGACCAUACCCCUUUCUGCCUUAGCUCACGCUAUCGCUAUCGAUUACGAUCCUGUGGAAGGCUACAUUUAUUGGACUGAUGAUGAAAACAAAAUGAUUCAACGAGCGAAAAUAAAUGGUAGUAGCCAAGAAGUCGUUUUGUCUAAUGAAGUAGAUCAUCCUGACGGAAUAGCAGUUGAUUGGGCCGCUCGUAAUAUUUACUGGACCGACACUGGGACAGACCGAAUUGAAGUUGCUAGAUUAAAUGGAAAACAUCGAAGGGUGAUUAUUGCUAAUGAUUUGGUCGAGCCUCGAGGAAUUGCCGUAGCACCAGAGCUUGGUUGGCUUUUUUGGUCAGACUGGUUUGAAAGGCGGCCCAAAAUCGAACGUUCCAAUUUCGACGGAAGUGACAGAAUGAUUCUUGUCACAGAAGAUCUUGGAUGGCCCAACGGUAUUACUUUGGACGUAAAAUCGAAAAAUCUCUAUUUCUGCGAUGCUAAAACUGAUAGGAUUGAAGUAGUUAAUAUGAACGGUGAAAAUCGCCGAGAACUAGUAAAUGAAAACUUACCACAUGUUUUCGGAAUAACUUUAAUGGGUGAUUACCUGUAUUGGACCGAUUGGCAACGACGGGCCAUUGACAGGGUUAAUAAAAACACCGGAUCAGAUCGCACAGUUAUUAUAGAUCAAUUGCCUAACUUAAUGGGAGUAAAAGCUGUAAACCAUAAGGAUCCAUUGACUUUCAACCCGUGUUAUGACAACAAUGGAAACUGUAGCCACUUAUGUUUUUAUAAACCUAAAGGAGACUACAGUUGUGCUUGUGAAAUAGAAUACGAAUUGGCCUCAGAUGGAAAGACGUGCAUAUUGCCUAAAGCGUUUUUAGUGUAUUCGAGAGACGAUCAUAUUGGUUUGUUAAGUAUUGAAAAUACCCAGUACACCGAUACCAUUCCUGUAACCGGUUUGAAAGGAGUUAGUGCUGUUGAUAUUGAUGUAUUAAACAAACGAGUUUAUUGGGCAGAUAUCAAAUUAAAAACAAUAAAUAGAGUAUUCCUUAACGGAUCAACGCCAGAAAGGAUAAUAGAGUUCGGUCUUCAAUCUCCUGAAGGUUUGGCCGUUGAUUGGAUUGGCGGUAAUUUAUACUGGUGUGAUUCUGGUACAAGAAGAAUCGAAGUCGCUAGACUAGACGGAAAUAUGCGCAAAGUACUGCUAUGGAAUGAUAUAAAAGACCCUAAAAAUUUACUACUCGAUCCCAAAAAAGGAUUUAUGUACUGGAGCGAGUACGACGGAAUUACUGGUUCUAUUCACAAGUCUUCAAUGGACGGCGAAGGAAAACAGUGUUUAGUCAAUAAAAUAGGAAAAGUCAUGAGUAUAACGACAGAUUACGAUCACGGACUAAUUUAUUGGACUACUUUGACACCAAGUAGUGGAUCUGUGGAAAGUAUUGACUUAGAAGGAAAACGACAGAAUAAAAUAGCGACUGUUACAUACGGAUAUCCAUCGGCUAUUACAUAUUUUAAUGGUUUUUUAUAUUGGUUCGACUGGACAAAUGGGUCAUUUUUCCAAAACAAUAUUCACAGUGGAGAAACCGUGGAGAAACAAAACAAAGUUUAUUUGAAUAACGUUACUGAUUUGAUUACUUACGACAAACAAAGCCAAACUGGAACGAAUCCGUGCGUAGACAACAAUGGAGGUUGUCAGCAGUUGUGCCUCGUAAAAGGUUCUUCGGAAAGCCAUGUUCCAAUGACUUAUCACUGCUCAUGUGAAACCCACUUUACUCUGUUUAAAAACAACACUUGUCUGGCCCCAAAUAGUUUUUUAAUUGUGGCUCAGAAAACAACAUUUUAUCGAGUAGUCAUGGACAUUGAAGACUCUUCGGAUUCGUCGCUUCCUGUAAUUGGAUUGAAACAUGUCAAAGCUGUCGAAUACGAUCCGAUAUCUCACAUGAUUUAUUGGAUUGAUAGUCGUACCCAAUCGAUUAAACGAUGUCACGAAAACGGUUCGAAUCCAAACACGUUUAUAAAAAACAACGGAAAUACAUUCGAUUUAUAUGAUCUUGCGUUGGAUCCAUACAAUAGACUACUGUUCUGGUCGUGUUCAGUAACAGACACUGUUAACGUUACUCGGUUGACAAACAGCAGCUUUCAAGGUUCAAUAUUCAAAGCUUUCGACGGAGAAAAGCCACGAAAUUUGGCUAUACAUCCAGAAAAAGGGUAUAUAUAUUGGACGGAUCUAGGAAGUCAACACAGAGUAAUUCGCUCUCGAAUUGAUGGUCAGCAGAAGGUCAUUAUUGCAUCGGAUUUAUUAUCACUUGAAUCGCUUACCAUCGACAGGGUAAAGAACAUGGUGUAUUUUUCAUAUUCCAGUAAAAUUGAUGUGUGCGAUAUCCAUGGCUAUCAAAGGCGAACAUUGAUAUCAUUCGAUGGUAGUCAAAUAACCAAUAUAGCCGUACUUGGUCCAUAUUUGUAUUGGAUAGACAAGGAAAAAGAAGUAAUCGAAAGAGUUAACAAAACAACCGGUGUUUUCAACGAAGCAGGCAGUACUGUAAUGAAUGAAACACCACAGUUGGUCGAUAUUAUCUCGAUAUAUAUUCCUUCUCCAGAGAAUCUGGCUUCACAUCCAUGCAGUGCGAUGAACAAAUACGGGCACUGUUCUCAUUUUUGCGUUGUGACCGCCGUCAAUGAGAGCAUUUCCAACGAUUACGAGUGCUCUUGUCCCCUAGGCUUGAUUAUGAGCGACCGGCAAUGUGUCAGCGUACCAGUGUGCGGUCCUGAACAGUUUAUUUGUAACUCACUGAGUGCCGAAUGCAUGCCGCUAAUAUGGCGAUGCGAUGGCCAAACGGAUUGUCAGGACGGAUCCGAUGAAGUCAACUGUUCUGAAUGUAACAGACACCAGUUCAAAUGUCUCGAUGGACAUUGUAUAGACAAGAAUUGGGUGUGUGACGGUAACAGACAAUGUGCUGACGGCUCGGACGAAUCUCGUUGUUGUGAAGUCGGAUCGCUGACCAACGAUCGUUUCCAAUGUAUUUCAAACGGCCUUUGCAUAUUAGCCAAAGAAGUGUGUGAUGGAUGGAAACAUUGCGUCGAUGGAUCAGACGAAACGUUCUUGGCGUGUUCAAUGAUAAAAAACCUGGGCUAUAAUGUUAACCUCGCUGGCGACAAGUCAUUUAAGGGCACAUUGUUCUUCACCGUCAUAUUCUUCAUCUUGAUAUUCAUUGUGCUGUUAAUUGUCAUAUAUCGCUGUGCUAAAAGUGACCCUGAAAACACGCCCAGCCCGUCAAACAACAAUCUAGUUACGUACACUGCCAUACCCGUGCCGAGAGUGUUCGCUUCAGUAUCGGCUUACACUUCAAUACAAAACGGCACGCACAAAGAUUUAAUUUCACCGUCAAACUGUAGUCCGUUGAAUCCACCUCCGAGUCCUACCACAACAUUGACCAUCCAGACGAGCGAUUACUUGAGGAGUAAUCAAUAUUUGCACUACAACGACCGUUAUGAGCCGCCGUGUCCGACACUUUGUUCUCAAACUGACCUACCAACAGACAUGUACGACGAUUCAGAUUUCGCGUUGCCUAUCGAACCUAGCCCGCCUCCGCCUUCUCCGCGGUCUCAUUCGCCUUCGUCGAGCACUUAUUUCAGUCCAAAUCCACCACCGCCGUCGCCCAACAGUAGUCAAAAACAUUGAUUUAAGUGAAGAAAUAUUGAUAAUUUAUUGUUAUGAUGUUUAUAAUUUUUGAUAAUAUUUCAAUAUAUUUCUGUUGCGUACCUUUCGACAAAGUACGUGAUACAGGAGGAGGAUACCUUACCUACCUCAAUUGAUGUGCGACUGGCAUCACAAAACAAUUACUGACAAAAUUGAUGAGCUCUAAAAAAUGAUAUUUAUUCGUUACAGUGCAAUGUAUUUUACGAUUCUCAUGUUGUUAAGACUUUGAUAAUGUACAGGACUAUUGGUUACUUAUACCAGUAUAUGUAAAAUAAAAUAGACAACAUUUUGAUAGUUAUUUAUUAUUAUGCCAAUUAUAUGU
Messenger RNA from Adelges cooleyi (spruce gall adelgid), 5501 nucleotides. RefSeq names its product low-density lipoprotein receptor-related protein 6 (gene arr). Bases 446 to 5161 code for a protein of 1571 amino acids. Gene Ontology annotation, molecular function: protein binding. Lineage: Eukaryota; Metazoa; Arthropoda; Insecta; Hemiptera; Adelgidae. The record is from RefSeq and is a predicted model, not a curated record. The transcript is spliced from 23 exons.